AUGCCAGAAAAAAAUCAAGGAAAACGAAUAAUCGAGUUCGUGGCAGCUAGCGGCUGCAAGGACGAGCCCGAGUUGGAUGAAAACGGCAAGCCAAUAUUGCGUCGCACCACUGCGAUACAUUAUGCGACUUCAUUGGACUACCAUUUGUUCAAAAUAUACAACAGAUUCGACAUCAACUCCGUCGACGAAGAUGGAUACACACAUUUUCACGCGGCCUGCAAGUACAACCGUUACGACAUAGUCGAGGAAUUCCUGAAUCUCGGGCAAGAUCCCGAUUGUCUCCCUCGGGAGCCGAAUACGAACUCGGUAGAUUCACCGCUGCAUUUCGCCCUGAAGAGUAGCUACCUCGUGGGAGCCCAAAAAAAGGUGAUCGAAUUAUUGCUCAAAAGUGGGGCCAACCCGAAUUUGCCCGAUAAGGAGGGAUCGACACCUCUGCACGUCAUUUACCAUUGUAAUCGUCGACUGAUCAAGACUUUUUUCGAGAUCAUCUAUCGAUACAGAUCGACGCAAAGGAUAAGCUGGGUCGGACAGUGCUACAUUUGGCUUUAG
This is a messenger RNA of Trichogramma pretiosum, 549 nucleotides long. RefSeq names its product E3 ubiquitin-protein ligase mind-bomb-like. The record is from RefSeq and is a predicted model, not a curated record. Gene Ontology annotation, molecular function: protein binding. Lineage: Eukaryota; Metazoa; Arthropoda; Insecta; Hymenoptera; Trichogrammatidae. Bases 1 to 549 code for a protein of 182 amino acids. The transcript has a single exon.